CACGUCACGGUUAACCGUCAAGUGGUUGCUGUGAAUAAUCGCGAAGUUCACGCGUCGCUUGUUACUGUGACAAUGCAACAGCUGGUAUCGCUGGGCUGUCUGCUCUUCCACGUUUUCGUGGUGUUCGCCACCGAGUUCACGUUUGAGCUCCCCGAUAACGAUGAACUAUGCUUCUACGAAGAGAUGGAGAAUGGUGACAAGUUUGAUUUAGAUUACCAAGUGAUAUCAGGAGGCAACUAUGACGUGAACUGUUUUGUGGCGGAUGCUAACGAUAACAUCUUGUACAACGACGAGAAGAAGCAAUACGGCAGCUUCACGCACACCACCAACAUGAAGGGUGCCUAUAGGGCCUGCUUCAGCAACAAAUUUUCCACCUUUUCACACAAAUAUAUAUACCUGGAUUUCCGGCACGGUGACGAGAAUCUUCUCCUUCCCAGUAUGACCAGAGCCACAGCGCUAACUCAGUUGGAAUCAACAUGCGUGUCCAUCCACGAAAUCCUGAAGGUGGUAUCGGAGUCGCAGACCUGGUACCGGCUCAGGGAAGCGCACGACCGCAUCAGGGCGGACCACAUCCACAGCAAUGUCACCCUCUGGUCCCUCGGCGAAACGGCCCUGCUAUUUGUCAUCGCUGUGGGUCAAGUCAUGUUGCUCAAGAGCUUUUUCAGUGAGAAAAAAGGCCCGGUGGCCGUCCCAACUUAGAACACGUUUCCUCCAUUGCAUCAAGAGUUCAGCAUUUUUUCCUCAAUUUUUUACAAAAAAAUAUUUUGAAAGAGAUACCACUCAGACUUGCUUAAAAUUAUCAUGCUUGCAGAUAAAGAUGAUUUAUUAUCCUUUACAGUGCCGUGAAAACGUAUUUCCCCCUUUCUUGAUUUCCGUGUACUUUGCAUAUUUAUCACACUCAAAGAUUUCAGUUCAUCGAACCAAUGUUAAUAUCACAAGAGACAUGUCAAGGAAAUACAAAAUGCUGUUUCUAAAUGCCAAUUUAAUUCAUUUAAUCACAAAAAAAAUCCAAACCUGCCUGUGCCUAUGUGAAAAAGUAAUUGCCCCCCUCCUUCAUAAAUCACAAAGUAACUGUGACUCGACAGUUUUGGGAAGCC
Hippocampus zosterae (dwarf seahorse) is the source of this 1097-nucleotide messenger RNA. It is a transcript of the gene tmed3, whose product is annotated as transmembrane p24 trafficking protein 3. Bases 73 to 699 code for a protein of 208 amino acids. The record is from RefSeq and is a predicted model, not a curated record. Gene Ontology annotation, biological process: endoplasmic reticulum to Golgi vesicle-mediated transport; intracellular protein transport; Golgi organization. NCBI's taxonomy places the organism in Eukaryota, Metazoa, Chordata, Actinopteri, Syngnathiformes, Syngnathidae. Gene Ontology annotation, cellular component: Golgi apparatus; endoplasmic reticulum-Golgi intermediate compartment; COPI vesicle coat. The transcript has 3 exons.